AUGAUCUUCAAUGUCACCAGCAUUACCAGCUUCAGUCUUCCAAAACCACAAAACAGAUCGACUGGUGGUGUCAUUAUCAUAGGAACAAUCGGCAAAUCAAGCAUCAUUGAUUCGAUGAUCGGUAGUGGAAAUCUGGACGUUGAGUCGAUCACAGGACGAUGGGAAGCAUUUUCAUCACAACUAGUUCAAUCUCCACUACCCGGUAUUGAAUCGGCUCUCGUGAUCGUUGGAAGCGAUCGGAGGGGCGCUAUAUACGGCCUCUACGAUGUUUCAGAGCAGAUUGGUGUUUCACCUUGGUACUUUUGGGCUGACGUACCUCCCAAAAGCUGCCACACAGUCAGUGCAAUGCGUACAACUAGAAUUCGAGGAACACCGUCUGUCAAGUACCGUGGCUUCUAUAUCAAUGACAACGCUCCUGCACUCUCAGGCUGGAUCACAGCCAAGUUUCCCGGAGCAGGAGAGCCGCCCAUCUACGGUGCAGAAUUUCACGCACUUGUCUUCGAGUUGGUCUUGAGAUUGCGAGCCAACUAUCUGUGGCCCGCAGGUGGAGACUGGACUCAAAUGUUCUUCGUCGACGACAAACGUAAUCAGCCCCUCGCGGACGAAUACGCCGUGGUCAUCGGGACAAGCCAUACCGAGCCCUUUCAGCGUGCCACGAUGGAGUGGUCGCUCUUUGGCAAUGGUCCGUGGCAAUGGACUACAAACAACGCUUCCAUUGUCCCCUUCAUGCGUGAUGGCGCAAUCAGGGCCAAGCCUUACGAAAGCAUCAUCACGAUGGGCAUGCGCGGAAGUGGAGAUACCGCUCUAUCCGCCUCGAUUGAGACUGAGCUAUUAGAGAAUAUUGUCGACACGCAGCGUGAAAUCUUGGCUGACGUUUAUGGUGAAAAUCAAUCCUUGGCUAGUAUUCCGCAGCUGUGGUGUUUGUACAAGGAAGUACAAGGCUUCUACGAGGCUGGGAUGCAAGUUCCCGACGAUGUCACUCUGCUCUGGUCUGACGACAAUUGGGGCAAUAUUCGACGUUUACCAAACGUAGAUGACCGCGACCGCCCGGGAGGUGCUGGUGUUUACUUUCAUUUCGAUUAUGAUGGCCUGCCUAGAAAUUACAAGUGGCACAACACAAUCCAGCAACAGAGGACUUGGGAGCAGAUGUCUAUGGCUCAUGAACGCGAUGCAAGAGAGAUUUGGAUCGUCAACGUGGGCGACAUAAAGCCAGUGGAGAUUCCACUCACCUUCUUCCUGGAUAUGGCCUACGACUACACUGAAUGGGCUGCGCCCGACAGCGGUUCAACCUGGGAACGAAUUUGGGCAUCAAAGACUUUCGGCGAGUCUUAUGCUGCUGAUAUCAACUAUGUACUAGAUCGUUUCGGUCAACUCGCUGGUCGAAGGAAGUUUGAGCUCAUCGAACCAGAUACGUACUCAGUCAUUAACUAUAACGAAGCCGACAUUGUACUCCAAGAGUGGGCAGAACUUGCACAAUUGGCAUUGGCAAUCGAUUCCAGCCUGCCUGAUUCAUACCACGCAGCCUUCUUUGAGCUCAUACUCCAUCCUAUCCUUGCUGGACAGGCUGUACACGAAGUCAAUGUGAACUCAGCAAAGAAUCUUAUCUAUGGAAUCCAGGGAAGAAACUCCGCAAAUGGCUACGCCAAGAAGGUGCUUGAUGGCUUCGAAGAAGAUCAUAACCUUACCGUACGAUCUCAUUCACUCGUCAGUGGCAAGUGGGAUCAUAUGAUGGACCAAGCCCAUAUUGGCUAUGUCCAAUGGAAUCAACCAAAACGACAGCUCUCUCCCCCAGUCAGGUAUGUUCAAACGCUUGAACGAUCUUAUGCUGGCGAUCUCGGAGUAACUACAGAGGGUACAAAUGCCAGCGUUCCAGGUGAUGAUCCAUACCACGCACUAUUCUCGAACCAAUUGACCAUCCUCCCGGCAGACCCGUAUGGACGAACAAGGUUUGUCGAUUUGUUCAACAUGGGGACUGACACCACCGUCUGGAGUAUUUCCGGGCCGUCAUAUGUGAACUUUACAUUCGAAAACGGUGAUUCGGCUCACCAAGGCACCAUCUCUCCCGGUGAUACGGAUGUUCGGAUAUUUCUCAACGUCAACUGGGUCGCUGCCCCGAGUGGCUCAUCGAGUACAGUAAUCAAAGUUACUUCCUCGACUGGCUAUGGCCAGCAACAAGGCCCUUCCAAUGGCUUAGGACCAUCCUUGGUUUUCCCAAUAAACAAUACAGUUGUACCUUCAGGGUUUCAAGGCUUCGUGGAGUCAGAAGGUUAUGUCGCUAUGGAAGCGAGUCAUUAUUCCCGUCUUGUCGGCGAUACCAGCAAUGGCUCAGAAUCCGCAUACACGAUCAUUCCAUGGUACGGCAAAACCUUAAGUGGUGUCGCAUUACGCGAUCCUCUUGCGCCGUCCUACGUGAACGCAACUACCGCUCCCUUUCUUGAGUACGAUUUCUAUAGCUUCACGAACACAACCACGACAAUACCAACCAACAUAACUAUGAUCUUAGGACAGGGUCUGAAUACAGAUCUAACUCGGCCUUUGAAGUACGCUGUCGCUAUUGAUGACUCACCCCGAAAAGUGGUGCAGUAUGUGAUCGACCAGGAUGGCGGUGCCCUUCCGGUAGGGUGGGAUCAAACUGUUUCCAAUGCAGCUUGGGCUAGUGUAAGUAAUACAACAAUCGCGCCCGGCAAGCACACUCUUAUGGUGUGGCUACUCGAGCCUGGCAUAACCCUACAAAAAGUCAUUCUUGAUUUUGGUGGUGUUAGGCAAAGUUACCUUGGGCCACCGGAAAGUAAGAGAGUAUAG
This is a messenger RNA of Alternaria postmessia, 2802 nucleotides long. RefSeq lists its product as uncharacterized. Bases 1 to 2802 code for a protein of 933 amino acids. The record is from RefSeq and is a predicted model, not a curated record. NCBI's taxonomy places the organism in Eukaryota, Fungi, Ascomycota, Dothideomycetes, Pleosporales, Pleosporaceae. The transcript has a single exon.